Orussus abietinus is the source of this 594-nucleotide messenger RNA. RefSeq names its product dynein heavy chain 8, axonemal-like. Gene Ontology annotation, molecular function: dynein light intermediate chain binding; dynein intermediate chain binding; minus-end-directed microtubule motor activity. Gene Ontology annotation, biological process: microtubule-based movement. The record is from RefSeq and is a predicted model, not a curated record. Lineage: Eukaryota; Metazoa; Arthropoda; Insecta; Hymenoptera; Orussidae. The coding region runs from base 115 to 549 and encodes 144 amino acids. The transcript is spliced from 4 exons. Gene Ontology annotation, cellular component: dynein complex.
UGGGUAUCAUGUUCGUGGGAAUCGUCGACCAUUGGAUUUUGGUUCACAGAGUUACUGGAAAGAAACAAUCAGUUUCAUCGAUGGGUUUUUGCUGGGCGCCCUGCUCUUUUCUGGAUGACAGGAUUUUUUAACCCUCAAGGUUUUUUAACAGCAAUGAAACAGGAAGUUACAAGAGCUCAUAAAGGUUGGGCACUUGACAACGUGAUAGCCCAUAAUGAUGUUACGAGAUACGCCCAAGACGAAGUCAAAACACCUCCCACAGAGGGCGUAUUCGUGUACGGACUUUAUCUCGAAGGCGCUGGAUGGGAUAAAAGGAACAAUAGGCUUUGUGAAUCUGCAAAUAAAGUAUUAUACGUAAUGAUGCCGGUCAUACAUAUAUAUGCAAAAUAUGGCCUACAGGCGAAGAAUCUUAAACUGUAUGAGUGCCCUGUCUACAAAAAACCUAAACGAACGUACAUUCUUCUCAUUACAUCCCUUUGGUUGCCAACAUCGAAGCCCCCAGAACUUUGGAUCAUACGAGGAGCGGCUCUACUUUGCGACAUUAAAUAAUCUUAUAGUAUCUGUUUUCUAGACGUUGUGAAAAUUGUUUUCUGU